AUGCAUCCACUUGGACUAUGUAAUAGCAAUGAUGAAGAAGACCUCUAUGAAUAUGGCUGGGUAGGAGUGGUGAAGCUGGAACAGCCAGAGCUGGAGCCUAAGCCUUGCCUCACUGUCUUAGGAAAGGCAAAACGAGCAGUACAGCGAGGAGCCACAGCGGUCAUCUUUGAUGUUUCUGAAAACCCAGAUGCCAUUGAUCAGCUGAACCAGGGCUCAGAGGACCCUCUGAAGAGACCAGUGGUGUAUGUGAAGGGUGCUGAUGCUGUCAAGCUGAUGAACAUAGUUAACAAGCAGAAGGUGGCACGAGCGAGGAUCCAGCAUCGUCCUCCACGGCAGCCCACUGAGUACUUCGACAUGGGGAUUUUCCUGGCCUUCUUCGUUGUCGUGUCUCUCGUGUGCCUCAUUCUUCUGGUCAAGAUCAAACUGAAACAGCGGCGCAGUCAGAAUUCCAUGAACAGGCUUGCAGUGCAAGCACUGGAAAAAAUGGAGACCAGGAAGUUUAAGUCCAAAAGUAAGGGACACCGGGAAGGUAGCUGUGGAGCACUGGACACACUCAGUAGCAGCUCUACCUCUGACUGUGCCAUCUGCUUGGAGAAGUACAUUGAUGGGGAGGAGCUGCGAGUCAUUCCCUGCACUCACCGGUUCCACAAGCGGUGCGUGGACCCCUGGCUGCUGCAGCACCACACCUGCCCCCACUGCCGCCACAACAUCAUCGAACAGAAGAAGGGAAAUGCAGGCCCAGUCUGUCUGGAGGCCAUCAACCCAGGACGCAGCCGGCAGCAGAGGGUGAUUCUGCCUGUCCAUUACCCAGGCCGAGUGCACCGAGCAGGGCAGAUCACAGCGUAUCCUACCCGGACGAGCAUGGACCCCCAUGGGAACCCCAUCACAGUGCUCACAGUGGAGCGCCAUGGGGAGCAGAGCCUCUACCAAGCCCCCUCCUCAGCAUACAUCCGAAGCUAUCAGCCCAUCCACUUGGACCACGCUCUGAAUGCACACCACUGCAGCCUGGAGCACAGGGCCUACUCUCCAGCUCACAGCUUCCGAAGACCCAAGUUUGGUGGGCGCAGCUUUUCCAAGGCAGCCUGCUUUUCCCAGUACGAGACCAUGUAUCAGCACUACUACUUCCAAGGCCUUAGUUACCCUGAGCAAGAUGGACAGCUCCCAGCUGGCAUUUCCUCAAAGGGUCCCUCCCGUGCCUUUCAGCCUGGCAGCAGCAUGCUUUUCCCUCCGGUGGUACAUGUGGUGCCCUCGUCCCGCUUGGAGAGUGGCAGUGCCUCCAGUUUCAGCUGCUAUCAUGGUCAUCGUUCUGUGUGCAGUGGGUAUUUGGCUGACUGCCCUGGCAGUGACAGCAGCAGCAGCAGUUCUGGUCAGUGCCACUGCUCCUCCAGUGAUUCCAUGGUUGACUGCACCGAGGUCAGCAACCAGGGUGUCUAUGGGAGCUGCUCCACCUUCCGCAGCUCCCUGAGCAGUGACUAUGAUCCCUAUGUUUACCGCAGCAGGAGCCCCUGCCGGGCGGCUGAGGUCAAUGGUGCCAACAGGCCUGCAAUUGUUCUCCUGGAGGGCCCUCACCAGGACGAGCUUCCGGCUCAUGGCCACAGCCUGGUGGGUGCUGACUGCCGGCCUGUGCCAGCUUCUUCCUCAGGGGACCAACUGUCUAAUUGCAGCAUGGAUAUGAACUAUAGCAGCAAUUCCUCUCUAGAGCACAGGGAUCCAAAUGGCACUACCUCAGAGGGCGGAUACGAGGCCGCUCCUGGUGCUGCUUUGGAUGUUAAAAGGAACUGGAAGAGCCCCGAGAGAGCAGGGCUGCUCGUGGGGCAGGCAUGCACCUGCUGCUUUGAGCUGCAGCACUCCACCCUGGAGCCCAGAAGUGGGGCAGCUGACUGCGGUGCACUCUUCCUUAGCCCCCCCCUCUGGGGGACGUGUGGCCCAGGCAUGGAAUCACAGGCAGGGAACACCUCAGGCUUGUACAGUAUUAACUCAGACCACUUGCAUAGGACAGAUGGGGUGAAAUAUGAGGGGCUGCCCUGCUGCUUCUAUGAAGAGAAGCAGGUAGCCUGCAGCAGCAGCAGUGGCAGUGGAGGCGGUGGCUGCUAUACAGAAGACUAUGCAGUGAAUGUGCAGUACACGCUCCCCGAGGAGGCCUUGCCUGGCUGCUGCAAGGGGGGGUGUGAGCUGGGCCAGCGCAUCCCCAUCAUACCUGAAGACAGAGACUGUGAGCUGAUCCUACCCACAGAGUGCCAAGGGGCCCACACAGAAGUCUGCAGUUCCUGGGAUGGGACACCUGAGCUAGACGCUUACCUGCACUGCCAAGGUCUAGGAGAGGCACAGGACAAGAGGGAAGUGUGCUAUGAGGCAGCCUCCUUCCUGCAGCAGAGCUACUCUCUGGAGGAGGAAGCUGGAAUGCUCUUUCCCAGUCCCACUCUGGGUUCCCAGAAGCUGAGGACAACCACAAAGGCCACAGGUGCUGGAUCUUACCCCUUGGAGAGAGGCCAAAUCAGCGACUAG
This is a messenger RNA of Indicator indicator, 2505 nucleotides long. It is a transcript of the gene ZNRF3, whose product is annotated as zinc and ring finger 3. Gene Ontology annotation, molecular function: ubiquitin protein ligase activity; frizzled binding. The record is from RefSeq and is a predicted model, not a curated record. NCBI's taxonomy places the organism in Eukaryota, Metazoa, Chordata, Aves, Piciformes, Indicatoridae. Gene Ontology annotation, biological process: ubiquitin-dependent protein catabolic process; Wnt receptor catabolic process; negative regulation of canonical Wnt signaling pathway. The transcript is spliced from 8 exons. Bases 1 to 2505 code for a protein of 834 amino acids.